AUGGCAGCCCGAUUCCCUCAAAAAGACAAUGGUGCAAGUGGAAAUUCACCAACAAAAGAUGCGCAGGGUGCCGCGCCAGCGCAGGGUGCCGCGGCAGUGCAGCCACUAGCUAUGGUAGUUGCCCGACGUGACUACAUCAACGAUGAGGCGUUCAACAUAGCCCGCCAAAUCUAUUCGCCGAGUUUUCCCGUAAUCCAAGGAGGCGAAAGUGUCUACUCGCACAAGAAGGUCGAGCAGUCCAUAUUUAAAGGCAGGGGCCGUGAAAUACUCCUACUGAAGAACGAAGAGGCCUCUCCGGGUACAGUUAUGAAGCUGUUUAUCCGAGAGGACAACAAUAAAGUGGUUUCUGAAAUUAACGAGCGUCGUUAUCUCAGGGAGUUAAAAACGCACCUGUAUCUACUGAACGGGAAUACUGGGUCGAGAUCACCCUGUCCCUUCAUUGCUAGCAUCACUGCUUCACAGUUUACCUUCGACAACGCCUGGGGGAUUGAAGUAGAGUACUUUCCAAGGGGCACUUUUGCAGAUAUUACUCUGGAAAUGAGCCCGACGGAUUGCCUACUACUACUUGCCUCUGCUGCCCGAGGUAUAGCCUACGUGCAUCACAAGAAAAUAGCUCAUGCUGAUAUUAAGCCGGAAAACUUUGUCGUUACCCAGGAUGCGGAGGGGAAACUGCAGGCUAAAGUCAUUGAUUUCGGAACAGCUCGUCCCUUUGGAACAACAGUGUGCAAGUAUUUCGGAGACACAACGAUAUACCGUUGUCCAGAAUUAUUUAUUCAUAGUUCGUCGUACUGCCUGAAAGAACAGCCAUCAGCAGCAACUGACGCGUGGAGCUUUGGGAUGACCGUGCUAUGGGUGAUGACUCUAGCAACGGCUCGCACGCCAUGGAAGCGUGCUGAGUACUCGGAUAUCGAUUACAAUUAUUUCUCACAAAACAACGAAGGCCUGAAUGGUGGUGCAGAUCCAGAAAAGCUCACGUUCUUGGACUCGGACUUUCACGUGCUGUCAAAGUUCGCUAACAUGUUAGUUUGCAAUCUGCUGACACUGAAACCCAGCAAACGGUUCUCCAUGGCCCGUGUUGCAGACGAGAUCGCUAAACACCUACAGAAGUCACCUGAUGAGCCAGAAACUCGGAGAAGAGAAGAAGUGGCGUGCGCGCUGCGUGACAAGUAG
This is a messenger RNA of Sycon ciliatum, 1170 nucleotides long. RefSeq names its product serine/threonine-protein kinase SBK1-like. The record is from RefSeq and is a predicted model, not a curated record. The coding region runs from base 1 to 1170 and encodes 389 amino acids. Lineage: Eukaryota; Metazoa; Porifera; Calcarea; Leucosolenida; Sycettidae. Gene Ontology annotation, biological process: protein phosphorylation; mitotic DNA damage checkpoint signaling. The transcript has a single exon. Gene Ontology annotation, cellular component: nucleus; cytoplasm. Gene Ontology annotation, molecular function: ATP binding; protein serine/threonine kinase activity.